This is a messenger RNA of Cydia fagiglandana, 411 nucleotides long. RefSeq names its product cardioactive peptide (gene CCAP). The transcript is spliced from 4 exons. The coding region runs from base 20 to 388 and encodes 122 amino acids. The record is from RefSeq and is a predicted model, not a curated record. NCBI's taxonomy places the organism in Eukaryota, Metazoa, Arthropoda, Insecta, Lepidoptera, Tortricidae.
GAUAAUCACAGAAUUCGCCAUGGCCCGCCCUUCACUGAUCCUGCCUGUGCUCGCACUACUGCUCGUCGACGCCUGCUACUCUGCCAGCAUUCCUCGGGGCUUCGACCCUCGCCUGUCAGAGGAGGUAGUGAUGGGGCCAAAGAAAAGGCCGUUCUGCAAUGCGUUCACUGGGUGCGGUCGCAAGAGGUCGCUAGGCUCCCCCGGCAUGCCCGUUCAAGAAUUGAUGAGACAACGACAGUUUGUCGACGACGAGACCCUCCCAAUCCUGGAAUCUGAGAACGGGAUCGACGACCUCUCCCGCCAGAUAGUCUCCGAGGCCAAGCUCUGGGAGGCAAUCCAGGAGGCCAGCGCAGAAAUAGCCAGAAGGAAACAGAAGGAGUUCCAGUAAAGAAGGAAACGUUAGGCGGUUAC